AUGGCUGAUAACCCCUUUUCCGACGCCAGGGCGGUGGACAGGAGGAAUACCGCACUCCCCUACCCCCAGGAUUUAAACGUCAAUUUUAUGGCUUACUUCUCAGUCUUUAUCGUUUCAUUGUCCUCGCGUCCAGCCGAUAUUAUGACAACAACUGCAAGCGCCGUGCCCAACGGCCCAGACACGAAAAAUGGCUACACCUUUAUAUACGUGAAUAUACCUCUCCUUGUCAUUGCGACGCUUAUUGUUGGAUUUCGUGUAUGGUGGCGGUGCAUCAAAAUCGGCGGCGGCGCGCUGAACAAGGCCGAUAUAUGCGUUGUCAUCUGCCUGAUAUUUAACAUUAUUCAAGUAGCCUGUAUCACAGUCGCAAUUUUGAACUGGGGCUUUGGACAUCACGCCCCUUAUCUCACCGCGGAACAACGCUACCACUCGUUGCUAUACUUUUUCAUCUUCCAGUGCUUUGUCAAGAACACUGUCGGCAUAACGAAACUAUCGUUUUUGUUCCUUUACCUCGACAUUUUUCCGCAGAAAAAAUUCCGAAUUAUCUGUUGGGCACUUAUCAUUCAGAUAGCUCUCGGUCUGGUUGCCCUCAGUUUCACAACAAUCUUUCAGUGCACUCCGGUUAAGUAUUCUUGGGAUAAAACUAUACCUGGCCAUUGUAUCAACAUCAAAGCGUUUUGGUAUGGUCAAUCUGGAUGGAACACCCUCAUGGAUGUUGUGGUUCUCAUCUUGCCAAUUCCUGUGAUUCUAAAAUUACAGAUGAAUCGUCGCGCAAAGCUUAGCAUUUUGGCUGUCUUUGUUCUAGGAGCGUUUGUCUGCAUCACUAGUAUCGAACGUCUUAUUAGUCUCAACUUCAAUGCCACUUUCAUCUUGGACUUCACUUGGGCGACUGGAACAUCUGUCAUCUGGACUCAAGUAGAAUCUACGGUCGGCGUGAUUUGUGCCUGCGCACCAUCGCUGAGAAUGCCGCUGGCCCGGUUUAUUCCCUUCUUAUUCGGCUCCUCGAACCAGGGCCGAUCAUACGAGCUGAGUGAUGGUGUCCACGGUGGAGGUGCACGGUCAAGCAACUGGAACAGCCAAUCCAACCGCUCGAAGAAGCGUAGUGAGUUCGAUGAUGGUAUGGAUGAUUUGGAGACAAACUACAAGAGCGAAGGCAGUGAAGAGAGGAUAAUGGGUAUUAAGAAAACUGUUAGUAUCGACAUGACAUUUCAGGAAAGGGCGCGCGAUGCAGGUGCAGAUGGCAACAAGAUGUAUACUGCGUGA
Messenger RNA from Trichoderma virens Gv29-8, 1260 nucleotides. RefSeq lists its product as uncharacterized. Lineage: Eukaryota; Fungi; Ascomycota; Sordariomycetes; Hypocreales; Hypocreaceae. Bases 1 to 1260 code for a protein of 419 amino acids. The transcript has 8 exons. The record is from RefSeq and is a predicted model, not a curated record.